This is a messenger RNA of Vigna unguiculata (cowpea), 2196 nucleotides long. RefSeq names its product transcription factor VOZ1-like. Gene Ontology annotation, molecular function: sequence-specific DNA binding. Lineage: Eukaryota; Viridiplantae; Streptophyta; Magnoliopsida; Fabales; Fabaceae. Gene Ontology annotation, biological process: positive regulation of DNA-templated transcription; positive regulation of long-day photoperiodism, flowering. Gene Ontology annotation, cellular component: nucleus. The record is from RefSeq and is a predicted model, not a curated record.
UUUGUAACAUUUGGCUCAUUGAUUGUCUCGGGAGUGAGCAAAGGAGGGAGCCAGAGUCACAAACUCAAAAGCAUAUUUCCUUUAAACUUUUCUCUCUCUUUCUCUCAUUUCCAUUCCCUUAUAUUAUCAGUUUCCUCACCUUCUCCAUUUUUUGACGAGACAGUGUGACGAAGCUGAUCUCUUUGUUUUUUCAGCUGAAAACUACUAGUAUCUUAUAUUUUUUCUUUUUAUUGCGAUUAUCGCGGAAACUGAGAACAUCAGGUUUGUGAUAUUGGUGAGUGUAGGGUUUUGUUGGCAGAACAUCAGGUUUGGCAAUGAAGAAGGUUCCCAAGAACAGCUGCAAGUCUGCAUCGCACAGGCUCUUUAAGGACAAGGCGAAGAACCGUGUGGAUGACCUGCAGGUUAUGUUCCUCGAUCUGCAGUUUGCUAGAAAGGAGAGUCGCACGGUUGAUGCUGCAGUGCUUGAGGAGCAAGUUCAUCAAAUGCUUCGCGAGUGGAAGGCCGAGCUCAAUGAGCCGUCGCCUGCGUCUUCGUUGCAGCAAGGUGGCAGUCUUGGGUCAUUCUCCACCGAUAUCUGUCGGCUAUUGCAGCUUUGUGAUGAGGAAGAUGAUGCCUCUAGUCCGUUAGCUGCUCCUAAGCCUGAACCAAAUGAUCAGACACUACAGGCUGGGGGUAAGGUCGUGUUCCAAGAGGGCCAACAGCAACAUGAUUUCCCGUUGAUUGAUGAGUGCAAAAACUCCACCUCAAUUCAAAAUGCGGCAGCUAACAACCUAGAUGGACAUGCUUUAGAAUAUCAUCAGUUUGAUUUGCAUCAGGACUAUGAUCAUGGCUUUUACACUGGCUUUAAUGGUACAGGUUAUUGUGAGGAGGAGGCUAUUCCUCAUAUAUCUAGCUACCUACCAAGUAUCUGCCCUCCUCCUUCUGCUUUCUUAGGCCCAAAAUGUGCACUUUGGGACUGUCCAAGGCCUGCACAAGGGUUGGACUGGUGUCAAGACUACUGCAGCAGCUUUCAUGCUGCCUUAGCUUUGAAUGAAGGGCCACCAGGCAUGGCCCCGGUUCUACGACCUGGGGGAAUUGGUUUGAAGGAUAAUUUACUUUUUGCUGCCCUUAGUGCAAAGGCACAAGGAAAAGAUGUUGGCAUCCCAGAAUGUGAGGGAGCAGCAACUGCAAAGUCUCCAUGGAAUGCGCCUGAGCUCUUUGAUCUGUCUGUUCUUGAGGGUGAGACAAUUAGGGAGUGGCUCUUCUUUGAUAAGCCUCGUAGAGCAUUUGAGAGUGGAAACAGAAAACAAAGGUCAUUGCCAGAUUAUAGUGGACGUGGUUGGCAUGAAUCUAGAAAGCAAGUCAUGAAUGAGUUUGGAGGGCUGAAGAGAUCCUAUUAUAUGGAUCCACAACCACUGAACCAUUUUGAGUGGCACCUUUAUGAAUACGAGAUUAGCAAGUGUGAUGCAUGUGCCUUGUACCGAUUGGAACUGAAACUUGUUGAUGGUAAGAAGAACUCCAAGACAAAGUUAGCUAAUGAUUCAGUUGCUGAUCUGCAGAAGCAGAUGGGAAGGCUCUCUGCUGAGUUUCCACAUGACAACAAAAGGGCUGCCAAAGGCAGAGCCAAAGUUAAUGCAAAAGUUGGCAUCGGUGGUGUCUAUUCAACUUCACAUAGAGUGACCACACUGAAUGGAGCGUACGAGUAUGGGUUGGCUGCACCAUAUGAAUAUCUUGUUGAGAACAUGGGCGACUACUAUGGGACAUGAUCUAUUUUGAAUGAUCGGCAAUAUGCUGCACUCGACUUGGUUAUACAUUAUUUUGUGCUGGAUUUUAUUUUGCCUGCCCGAUGUUUGGGUAUUUUAUCAUUUUUCUAAGUUACCCGAAAUCAAGGUCAUUUUUUGCCUUGAGAUAUUUUGUGAAUAGCUCAUUCUCACUGGAGUGCAGCAUUAGAAGCUGCUGGAUGCUGAAUUCUAACUGCAAAAUUUGCUGUAUAGUAUAUAUGACGAGCAAUUUGGUGAAUGCUAGAAUCUCAUUAGCAUCACACCCGAAUUGAACUAUCGUUUAGGCUAAAGAUUGCUGUGAUUCAGCUGACUCUAUUUUCCAAAUCAUGCUAAUGUAUGUUGAUUAUUACAGUAUUUUCUGGUAUUAGGUGCUGUGGACAAACCUUCGAAGGAUACAUUAUACUGGCUCAGUAAUAAAAUUGUUUUAGUUCCAUUC